AUGACGGAGGUCGAGACGUCUGCCGUAGCCGGCACUUCGCCGGGACCGCGUGUCUCGUUCAAUAGGGACGUGCACGUGAAACGUAUCGGUCCCCGGCUUGAGGGUACCCGGAGCUCUCCGGCAAACGGUACUGUUCGUAAGGAACUGCCAGAAAAUCUCUCCCAGGAAGCGAUCCGCCGUGAAGCCGAAUUCGUUCUUGCCCAGGCAGAUAAGAUCGACCGUUCCCGAGUGAGCGGCGGUGGUACAACAGCGUCGAACAACGUCACCAAACAGUACCCAGAUCCGCUCAGUGCGGCCCGAUUCAAUUCACUGCCAUCGCGCUCAAAGUCACGCACGAAGAAGGUCACCCGAUCGUCGAGUGACGCCGCUUCCAAAAAGCCUUCCAAGAGCCUGUUGAACCUGUUCAGCCGCAAGCAGUCGGAUGAGUCUGGCGCGCUAAAGACACCGGUCGCCUCCAAUCAAGCACCCUCGAGCAGAAGCACCCUUGGACGUAGUAAAAGUGAUGUCGGUAGUUCGAGCGCAUCCAGGACCGGCACUCUAGUGAAGCAGCGUAAAGUACCGCGUCGGGCAACGCAAGAACUGGGUGAUCUACGGUCCAUCGGCAAAAAGAAUGACCCACUGACUCCAAUCAUCGAGGCAUCACCGCUCGAGUACACGCAGCAAACCGAUCCGCUGACCGCGUACGUACGUCGCGGGCGAGCCGUGUCCGAGGAGCCCAAACCGUCGACGAGAAUCACACCGAAACCGGGCGUUAUGGAAACGAUCACCCUGCUGCGCUCGACAAACACUGCCAAAUCACAGGACGCACUGCACAGUUCACAGCUACCACCGGAAAAGCCUCACCUUACCAAGGGCGUUACGGUGGAAAACAUCGUCAAGCGGUUGUCCAGCGAACGUCACACAUCGCCACCACCGGCCCAGAUCGUUGGCGGUGGGUUCUCGUACACCCGCGGUCCAGGGGAACCGAUCGUAUACGCACAAGUCGUUUCGAACGAAGCAAACAAAUCGAAACAUACCGUGAAACACCAGCAUUACCCUUCUACUGAGGAGGAAGAUCCAGCUAGCACCACCAUGUGGACAUCCGUCGACGGUAAGGUGAGAUCUACCGGUGGGUUUCUGGACACUACGCAGCGUCCCAGCCCGCCGCUGCCGAAGUAUCGCUUGGACGAAACAGACCAUUCGCCGCACUCGGUCAAUGGGAUACGUCGUAAGCUGCACACGAACAGCGACGAGGACGAGGGGCUCGGGAUAGAUUAUUCUCGGCGGCAACAACGCUAUAAAUCAUCCGCUUACGUACACACCGCGAGCAGCACCACUCAAAACACAUCCCGAACGUCACCGAAAUCGUUUCUCACCAACUCGGACGAGGAUCCACCAAUCGCGCCCAGUGUCGUGCGGUUGACACCGGUAGAGAGGAAUUUCUCCAACAGCUAUAGCGUCCAUUAUCGGGGCCAAGCGGACGGGAAGGAACAUCUACCGGAGUUCCACGAGCUUAGCCAACGGCGUGAAAUUCUCGAGUCUCGUAUACGGUCACGCAUCGGGUCGCGCGAUUUGCUCGAUCGGAUGUCACCGGAAAGGACCGUUCCGGUACCGAUACAACUUACGUCCGGAGCACACCGGACAGCAGCUAGCAGCAGUACAAGCAAGUACCGCACGACCACAGAGCGUCGGUCGGUGGAUCGUGUACUCGAUCGACACGAGUCACCGGUACGCAGGAGUACACUCUCCCCAACGCCUACCUUCCGAGAGCCGUCACAGGAUCGCAAUGCCGUACCGAGAAGAAAUUCCCGUGGCUAUGUGGAGACGUUCGUCACAAAGACGGUUGUGAAUCGGGAUGGAAAGCCCGUAUCGGAAGAGUACGUGGAGCGGUACAAAUAUCCCGGCGACAACGUGGAAGCCGUGACGAGCUCCAGAACGGUGUACGAUCGCGAAGGAUCGACUGGGCGUACUGAGAUACAGCGAUUCAACCGAUACGUACCGGAGCACGGAGCUGCCAGCAGUUACACCACGCGGAAUGCGGUCGAUAAGGGAGAUUCGGGCAUUGAGAACGAUUUUCGCAAAGAUUCGUUCAAUCAGGAAUUCAUCUCGGGGACGAAGUUUACACUGACGGAAAAUGUACGCACCUGCGAGGAUUUCUUGCGUAUGGAGCGAACACACACGAACAGCUGCAUGCGAAAGCCGAGGAAAGGGCAUGUUUACCGUGAACGCAGCAUCGACGAUGGAUCACGCUAUGAUCCACGUUUGGAUGAGGUUUCGGCUAGUCGCAGCUAUACCCGCGAUACAUUGAAACCUUCCCUGAAGGUUGACAAGAAAGCCGGUGGUCUAGCCAAGGUAAAACAGUUUGUCAGCUCUACACGAAAGAAGUUGGUCCGCAUGGGCACGGAUGGUUCGGAUAAGCGGGACCACUCCCGUGCCGGCAGUCUCCGUUCGGAUAGUGCCGACGGGUCCCGCGUACCGGACAUUGCCACACGUCGACGGCUCUCGACGCCGAAAUCCAGCCCUUCCUCCGCGAAACGUUCACUUUCGUUCAAGAGCUCGAAACUGUCAGCGUCCUCUCCACCAGACGGCCAGAAACAAACGUCCUCCCGUUCGGAAUGGUUUAAGUCGUUCGAUCGAUUGUCGCGCAAGAAGUCUAGCUCGAAACCGAACCUCAGCACAGACACGAAAACGCCACCGCCGAAGCAGGCGAAGAGUUUACGCUUCUUCGGCGACACCGAUACGGAAUAUGGCGAUCAGAAUGCGACCUCGUACAGAUCGGCACGGAGUAAUCUCUCGAAAUCGGACAAGAAAUAUCGCAGUGCAUACGAUCUGGACACGGCCCCCAAGAUGCGCGAUACCGCUCGCAAUCGUUCGUCCUCGUUGCACAACUUGGACGAAGAGGAUGAGCUGAGCCUGCGGGGCAAAGAUUAUCGCUCGGAGGAACAUUCGAGCUCAUUCUACCGGGCGAGAUCGCCAUCACCGUCGGACUAUAGGCAGGAACGGACCACUACGCGCGACUACACACCGGAACGCUUGGCCAGAAAGGCGUAUCCGCAUCAUCGAUCGCGGGAAAACACUGUCGAUCUGAUAGACGGUGAACGAUCGCAGACACCGGUCCAUCAGCGUCCCGGAAGUCGUAGUCGCAGUGAGCACAAAAAGCCACCAUCGGGUCCACAGAAACCGGCACGUGCCUUCGAACGUCGGGACAGUUUAAACAGGGACAUUGAUCGCAUUCUGGACAGUUCUGGAACGGAAGGUGAAUCUAGUCAGCAAAGUCAGCGCAGUGUAGUUUUCCUGCAUGCAACCACCGUUGGUGAUAUACCGCACCCUCAGAUAGCAAAUGCACGGCGUCGGGCGUAUUCCCGCGAGUCACUGAACAAUUCGGUCGCGUCUUCCAAGAAAGUCCAGCCUAUGACACGUACCGUGUCGCGUUCGAUAUCGGUGCUAGCACCCUGGAAACCGAAAAACAUUCGCGAAGGUUAUGAAAUCGAUUACCACAAGGACCAACAUCAGGCGAAACCGAUCUCAACCCUGCCGCGUUCCGGUGCGACUAGCCGUCAGUCGACUACCGGCAGCCAGUCUACGCUCAGUCGGCCCAAACACCGUGCACAGUCCGGGCGAGAUGAUCCGGACUCGGAUAAGAGCUCGUCGUUUGAGCAAUCUCGACGGCUCAGUGCAGACCAGCAGCGACGGUCGAGUGGACCAAGGGACACCGGUGGUUUAGCCACUCCGUACGCUUCCACCACACUGCCUAGCUCGAGACGUUUGAAGGACUCGAUCGCACAGUAUCCUUCACGCACAACCGGUAGUGGAUCCACCUUGAAGUAUCGCCGAUGA
Molecule: messenger RNA, 3816 nt
Organism: Anopheles marshallii
Lineage: Eukaryota; Metazoa; Arthropoda; Insecta; Diptera; Culicidae
Gene: blo
Exons: 8
Coding region: 1-3816 (1271 amino acids)
Source: RefSeq, a predicted model, not a curated record